AUGCCUUUGCUUAGCUCCCUCCUCGCUACGGAGACCAGACAAAGAUCCAUCCAUUUCGUAAUGCUUCGCGCAAGCGCUCUGUUUGGAUUAAUGAUGCAGAGGGGCGCCUCGCGUACUCGUCAUGCCCCCGUGAAAGUUGCAUUGGCAGCCAGCACAGCUGCUGCGGGGGGUUCUACGGCAACAGGAUUUGUGAAAUCUGAAGAACCUAUGAGAGAAGAUGCGUCCACUCCGAUAACUGAAGAGAAACCGGGAUCUGUUGUAAGGUCUGUGGGGGAACAGAUUUCGAUUGGCGGGGUACUUGGUUUCGCGGCUGGGUAUUCGAUACGAAAGGUUGGAAAGGCCGUCUUGUUUUUAGUGGGGACGGAAGUAUGUAUCCUGCAGUAUAUGGCAUACCGCGAGUGGUUGACAAUGGACUGGAGAAGACUGGGACGUGAUCUCUCGCCAAAGUUCUCCAAAUCGGCGUGGCAAGGGAUUGUCGAGAUUCUCGUGUACAAGAUGCCAUUUAGCGCAGCUUUUUCAGGUGAUUGGACCACCAAUUCAUUGCUUGUCCCCGACAUCGCUGUCAUAGGGGAAAUUCGCUACGAUCGCUCGUUUGGCCACAUUGCAGAAAAAUCGCCCCUCCCAGGUUGCGGUCCCCAUCCCAUCCCUCCCCGUCGACGUAUUUCUUUGAGCACCGGACGCUAUGCUGCCCUCACUCCGCGUAAUUCCGCGCGCGACAGCCCGACCGGGCUUUCGUCGUGGGUUGGCCACCAGCACGGAGGCGCCCAUGAUGUGGCAACUCGUCGCAGCCCCGGCAGGACCGGUUGA
This is a messenger RNA of Chondrus crispus (carragheen), 807 nucleotides long. RefSeq lists its product as hypothetical. Bases 1 to 807 code for a protein of 268 amino acids. The record is from RefSeq and is a predicted model, not a curated record. Lineage: Eukaryota; Rhodophyta; Florideophyceae; Gigartinales; Gigartinaceae. Gene Ontology annotation, cellular component: mitochondrial outer membrane. Gene Ontology annotation, biological process: autophagy of mitochondrion. The transcript is spliced from 5 exons.